GAAGAGCUUACAGAAAUCCGCCGCGCUGUUGUUCAGCGUCAAUUUGGUGUCAAUUCACACCAAACUUACAUAGCUAAUGUAACGUUAUGCGAGUGGUUUUUGAGUGAAAUCUCGCUUGUUGCAUCUCAGAAAAAAAGGGGGAAAAAAAACAUGUCGCUCUCUGAUUGGCCAUGUGCAGGCACGUAAAACCACACCAGGUUCGGCGUAGCAGAGAAGUGAUGGGCGUUUGCUACAGGUAGUACUGCACUCACGUCCAGCUUUUUCUCCCUGUAGUGAAAUGCUGCCUAACUUUUCCGGAGCUUGUUACCGCUCGAAGGUGUUGAGACUAGAUUAGAUGACAACCGAGCUGCUGGUGCAAAGACUCACUGCAGGGGGGAGGUCCGGCUCUGAAAGGGAGCGAACAUAUUUCAGCACCUUGGACAGCGCGCGGCACCGCAGUGGCGGUGUGUGGAUUCAACCGGUGGCAUCCAACCAGCAGCAGUGUGAAGGGACCGUUUCACUGAAUGUUACAUAAAAUCUCACCCACAUGUGGGGAAGACUUGUUCGCUGGAUCACUUGGACUAGUGCUUUUUCGUUUUUUCUCUCACAGAGCGCCUCCGUCGAUCCCAUCGUGUGGGUGGGCGUGCUGCUCAGUGCGUGACUGACUCCAGAAGCCGUGCUGAACCGCGUGGAAUAGGUGACUGUCAGGCGGGCGGAGUGGUGUGGUAGUGGUAGUGGUAGUGGUGGUGGUGGUGCCUAAGAGACCCUCAAUUUAUAAGGAUGCUGGUGGGAAAUGCCUGGAGACAGAGAUGACGAGAUUUGUCAAAAGGCACUUGAACUCCUGUCAGAUCUUUGUUCGAAGGGGGAAGUGCAGAACGAACACUGCCUGGAUUUUAUCUACUAUUUCCGAGACCUUGCCAGGCCACGCUAUACAGAUUCAGAUAUAUCAGUGAGUUUGUUGUCACUGGUGGUGACUGCCUGUGGCUUGGCCUUGUUUGGGGUCUCCCUCUUUGUCUCCUGGAAGCUCUGCUGGAUACCAUGGAGGGAGCGUGGGCUUUCCCCCACCACCAAGGAGGCCCAUGGGCACCUCAACCCCACUAUGAGCCCACUGCCACCGCAGCCCGCACCCAGACAGCCAGUUUACACAGCCGUGGACCCCCCGGCACACAACCGCCGUGAGUCGUCACACUGCUCCAUCGCCAGAGAGCCUACUCCUAUGGCGUCCGCGGUAUCAGUGGAGGCUCCGGUGACUCCUGUAUCACCACCACCUGUGGUCUUGGCCACACCUGAGGCAGCUAUGAAGAUUAGUCAUACAUCUCCUGACAUCCCACUGGACGCUCAAAGUAAAAGCCGGGAAAAUGGGGUUCACACUAACCCUCGUAUGCAGAGACAAACUACUGAACCCCCACCCUCUGGUCAAUCAAUGUCUGAAAUUGGACAAGGCUCCAUACGCAGGCAUAUGAACCUAUCUAACCCAGACUUCAAUGUGGCCCAGUUCCAAAGGCAGGACUCUCUCACUGGAAUGGGCCUGGGCCUCGGUCGCCUCAAACCUGAGCUCUACAAACAGCGCUCCCUCGAGGGAGAUGAAGGUAGUCGCAGGGGCAGGGGUUGUGGUCGCCUUCACUUCAUUCUAAAAUUUGACUGUGACCUGGAGCAGUUAAUAGUUAAGAUCCACAAAGCAGAGGACCUCCCAGCCAAGGACUUCUCUGGUACCUCUGACCCUUAUGUUAAAAUCUAUCUGCUCCCUGAUCGUAUGACCAAGCACCAGACCAAGGUGCACCGCAAGACGCUGAACCCUGUGUUUGAUGAGGUCUUCCUGUUUCCUGUGGCAUACUCUGAGCUUCCCACACGUAAGCUGCACUUCAGUGUCUAUGACUUCGACCGAUUUUCUCGCCAUGACAUUAUUGGCCAAGUGGUUGUGGACAACUUCCUAGAUCUGGCAGAUUUCCCCAGGGAGACAAAACUCUGUCGGGAAAUCCAGUACGUCUCCACGGAUAAUGUGGACCUUGGCGAUCUGAUGUUUUCACUCUGUUACUUGCCCACUGCGGGCAGAUUGACCAUUACCAUGAUAAAGGCUCGCAAUCUCAAGGCCAUGGAUAUCACUGGUGCAUCUGAUCCAUAUGUGAAGGUAUCACUAAUGUGUGAAGGUCGCAGACUGAAGAAGAGGAAGACAUCGACAAAGAGGAAUACGUUAAAUCCAGUCUAUAAUGAAGCCAUCGUCUUUGAUGUCCCUCCAGAAAAUAUAGAGCAGAUCAGCCUUUUGAUUGCUGUGAUGGACUAUGACCGCGUAGGCCAUAAUGAGGUCAUUGGCGUGUGUCGAGUUGGCAAUGAUGCAGACAACCUCGGUCGAGGCCACUGGAGUGAAAUGCUCACAUAUCCUCGAAAACCUGUCGCCCACUGGCAUCCUCUCGUUGAGUACCAAGGGACCACAGGUAGUAGCCAAGGAGGAUCCUGUAAUUCUCUGAAGACGCCUCCUUCUCCGUAGCCUUGAGCAACAAUUCACAUAAGGGCACCAAUCAACCUGAAGCCUCAGCCGUACCUUUGUACAGUGGUGCUGCUGAGUGCUGCACACGUAUAGUCCUAAAAGAAGAAUGCCGAUGUCGAUAAAAAGAAAAGAGAGACACAAACUGUCUUGAGCUCUGCUCAGCUGGAUCAGUUGCAUGUUGAAUGACCGCAAAGAUGGAUGUUUUCUUUUCUAUAAUGUCCCAUAAGAAAAACAACAGGCAUAUGCAGACAUUUUAAGUCUGUGCUAUCCCUGGGUUUAUACAGUAGUUACUGUUUUUUACAUAGUCUUGUUACUUGUUUUAAUGAGGUGAGUCUGUAUUUGCACAAUGUACUUACAACCAGUUGAACUGCCAUAUCGUUUUUUUAUUUGGUGGUGAAAUGGUGCAUGAGGUCAUGGUUUGAUGGGAUAUCUUCUCCUCGUUUGUUUGUUUGUUUCGGUUUCUAUUUUAGGGAAUACGACGUGUUGUUCUGUCAGUUGAUGUGCAGUGACGGUUCAUUUCUAAACAAGAUAUCUGUAAGAAAAAUACGUUAAAUGUUACCAAUAAAUAUUAUUCCAUUAAAACAAAUAAUGUUAAUGUUGCCAGUUUAUUUUUGUGUGCAUUACAAUUUAAUGGUCCAACCAUGUUUUUUUUUGUUUUGUUUUUUUGGUGGGGGGGGGCUUGUUUGUUUUACCUAAUUUUAGGAACUAUAAAACAUUGACAUUCCUAGUUGUACUGGACAACUAGAAAAUCCGUGAAACAAAACAAAAUAUGAAAAUUAAAAAUCUAAAAAGAGAAAAACAAUUAUGUCAGGAGAAAGUUUAUUUAAAUGUAUUUUGUAGCAUGUCGAUUCUAUUACUGUUUAAGAUUAGUUUAUUUGAAGUAGAAACCAUAAAAAGACAGCCAAGUAGAUAGAAAGGCAUGAAAGGCUGCUUGUGUAAGCAGAUUAUGAAAGCCUGUAGGCACAGUUCUGAAAUGAAACUCUGCCAAAUUAGAAGCCACUUUAAAGCAGUUUAGGAAAAAAAAAAAUGGAAAUACAUACCGUGCACAUUUUCAAUGGUGCCCCAUGCAGUCAGCAAUUCAUUUAAUUUUAGACCAUGUACUGGAUUGAAAGCAUUCAAAUAUGUUGUUCAUGAGCUGGCUGUAAAAAAGUCAACUGUGGGAUUGAAAAUGACCCCUCAGAGAGCGAUAGAUGGGUACAGCCUGUGCUAUGGCUCUUUUUUGUACGUAAACAGGAAGUGAUUUGAUAGAGUUUGAAAGAGUUUGGUCUUUUUGGAUCAGUUUGUCUGACUCACUGGGUGAAAAUAACAGUGACCAGUCUCCAACUUAAUUAUUCUGAUUAAUUAGUUUCUCCCUUUUCAUUCCGCCUGAGUUCCUCUCAUACUUAUCUCUCAUUUUAUUGUUAAAUAAUAUAAUAUUUAUUGUUUACAACCAGCACUACUGCAUCUAUAGUGAUGUUACAUUCUGCUGUUCUCUUUGUCUUGUGUGUUGGUGCAGG
Messenger RNA from Larimichthys crocea (large yellow croaker), 3960 nucleotides. RefSeq names its product synaptotagmin IXa (gene syt9a). The transcript is spliced from 7 exons. Gene Ontology annotation, cellular component: dense core granule; exocytic vesicle; plasma membrane. The coding region runs from base 773 to 2464 and encodes 563 amino acids. The record is from RefSeq and is a predicted model, not a curated record. Lineage: Eukaryota; Metazoa; Chordata; Actinopteri; Sciaenidae. Gene Ontology annotation, biological process: calcium-ion regulated exocytosis. Gene Ontology annotation, molecular function: calcium ion binding; SNARE binding; calcium-dependent phospholipid binding.